CGGUAUAUAAAGCAGGUCGACAGAGUUACCGGCGCUGUGAGAGCCACACACCACACACACGCACGUACAGUAUACCCUCUCCACAUCUCUGCCACGCACCGCUCCGACACCGAUAGACGCAUCCAAAGUCUCCCAGGAUGAGCUAUACACUGGAAACUAUAGGGAGCCCGUAUCGGAGAGUAAUGGAUUCACGGACCUACAGCCGCAGCAGCGGGUCCCCGUCUAGCGGAUUCCGAUCCCAGUCUUGGUCGAGGUCUAGCCAAAGCUCAGCUCUGUCAACCCCCUAUAAGAGGACGGUAAAUUUGCCAGUGUCCCGAGCGUACAGCGCUACCGUGCUUAGCUCCUGCGACAGUGGUGAUUUCAGCCAGUCCUCUGUUUUCAAUGGGGACUACAAGCGCUCAAACGAGAAGGAACAACUUCAGGGACUUAACGACCGCUUCGCCGGUUACAUCGACAAGGUGCAUUACCUAGAGCAGCAGAACAAGCAGCUGGAGACGGAAAUCCAAUCGCUGCGACAGAAGCAGGUGUCGCAAUCCCAGCUGGGCGAUAUUUACGACCAGGAGUUGCAGGAGCUGCGUUCCAUGCUGCAGCAGAUCCACCACGACAAGGCGCAGAUCCAACUCGACACCGACCACAUCGAGGAUGACAUUCAGCGGCUGAAGGACCGCUUCGAGGAAGAGGCACGCAUCAGGGAGGAGACGGAAGCCAUCAUCCGUGCCCUGAAGAAAGACAUGGGCGACUCCGAUCUGGCGAAGGACGAAUUGGACAAAAAAGUACAGUCUCUCCAGGACGAGAUAGGCUUUAUCCGCAACAACCACGAAGAAGAGGUGAGCGACUUGCUAGCUCAGGUGCAAGCGUCGCAGAUAACCGUUGAGAGGAGGGAUUUCCAAAAGACCGACAUCACCGAGGCACUCCGAGAGAUCCGCACGCAACUCGAGGGUCACUCGUCCCAGAACCUGCAGCAAGUGGAGGACUGGUUCAUGUGCCGCUUCGCCAAGCUGACGGAAGCCGCGGAGCAAAAUAAGGACGCGAUCAAGUCCGCCCGUGAUGAGAUCUCCGAGUACCGCCGCCAGCUUCAGACCAAAACCAUCGAGCUGGAGUCUGUCCGGGGUACUAAGGAUUCUCUGGAGAGGCAACUAAACGAAAUCGAGGACCGACACAACAACGACCUAGCCAGCUAUCAGGAGACCAUUCACCAACUGGAUAAUGAGCUGAAGAGCACCAAGUGGGAAAUGGCGCGUCAUCUGCGAGAAUACCAGGACCUGCUCAACGUUAAGAUGGCCCUGGACAUCGAAAUCGCAGCAUACAGGAAGCUUCUGGAAGGAGAGGAGACCCACUUCAGCUCGUAUUCUGGCCCCGCCUACACUUACCGCCAGCCCACCAAAGUGAAGUCAGAGACCACCAAGCUCAAGGUCCAGCACAAGUUUGUGGAGGAGAUCAUCGAGGAGACCAAAGUGGAGGACGACAAGGCCGAGAUGGAGGAAGCCCUGGCAGAAAUGGCCGAAGAGCUGUCCGCUGUGCUGAGCAAGGGAGAGGAGGAUGAAGAAGGAGAAGAAGGAGGAGAAGAGGGAGAGGGAGAGCAAGCAGAGGAAGGGGAGGGUGAAGAGGAGGAAGGCGAGGGAGGAGAGGAAGAAAAAGAAGAUGAGGGAGAGGCAGAAGGGGAAGAAGAAGCAGAAAAGGAUGAGGAGGAGGUGGUGGCCUCCGCCCAGGCAAAAGUGAGCGCCAGCCCUCCUGGAGAGAAGGAAGAGGGUGGAGACCAAGAAGAAGAAGAGGCGGGGGAAGAGGGAGAAGAAAAGGAGGGAGAAGGUGAAGCCGGAGAGGGGGAGGAGAAAGAAGAGGAGACGGAGGGAAAGGACGAGGGGGGAGAUGACGAGGGCCAAGAGGAGGAGAAGGGUGAAGCCGCAGUGGAGGAGUCCAUCCCGAGCCCUGACGCCGCCAAACCUAAGGCCUCUCCGGAGAAAGAGGCCAAGCCGGAGAAAGAGACCGGCAGCGAAGAGGAGGGAGGAAAGGAGGAUAAGGUCGCUGACAAAGGAGGAGCGGAAGAAGUGAGCGACAAGGCACCGAAAGAGGAAAAGAAGGAGGCAGAGGAAAGCAGCAAGGCUGUGAAAGAGAAGCCCAAAGAAGAGAAAGAGCCAGAGAAACCAAAAGAGCCAGAGAAAAAGAAAGAGGUAGAGCAACCAAAAGAGGUAGAGAAAGAGCCUGAGAAACCCAAAGAGGCAGAUAAAGAGCCUGAGAAACCCAAAGAAGUAGAGAAGGAGAAACAGAAAGAACCAGAGAAGAAGAAAGAGCCUGAAAAGGAGAAGGAGCCAGAGAAAGAGAAAGUAGAGAAGAAGGAGGAGAAAGAAGUCGCUCCCGCCAAAGAGGCCCCAACCAAGGAAGAGGCACCCAAACCUGCCACUGAUAAAGAGGAGAAGAAGAGCGCCCUGGAGCCAGCAGCUGAGAAGAAGGGAGAUAAGAAAGAGAAGGAAGGAGAUGCAGAGAAGGGAGGGUCAGACGAGGAGGACAAGAAGGGCGGCGAGAAGCAGCAGGUGAUCGCCAACGGUGUGGACGAGAGCCCUACCAAGGACGAGGAAACCAAGGACGAGGAAACCAAGGACGAACCGGCCCAGAAGGUGGUCAUCACCAAAACCGUGGAGACCAUCACCACGGGAGAGGACGGGGCCCAACAUGUCACCAAGUCGGUCACCGUGACCCAGACGGUGGAGGAGGUGGGGGCCACAGUCCAGGAGAAAAUGGUGGCCACCAAGAAGGUGGAGAAGCACUCCUCUCAAACGGUCAAGCAAAUCACGGAAACGGAGUGAACGGGCGGAGCGUGUUCGAACGGAGAGACAGAGGGAGAGGGAGAGGGGGAGGGGAGGACCAGACAAAUAAUCAAAUCGAGAAAUAGCAUAACAAAGUUCACAAAAUAAAUUCAUUGAAAUUAGAAAGAUUUAUUCAAGAUAUUCACUCAAAAAAAGAAGCAUAAAGGAAGCCAUAAAGACGCGACAAGCUAAAAUUCAAAAAUGCAUGCCGAGUGACAGCUUUAAAUGGGCUUUACUGCAGAUGCGGGAGGGAGACACGGGAGUCAGAAUAUUUCGUUUUCUUCUUUUUCAUUUGUUUUGUUUUGUGCAACACAUAGGAAGGGAGUUCAGGUCAGGGGCGUCUGCAUGCGAAGCUCAAAGAAAUGUACCCUCCAUAGAGUUUGGGAGAAAAUAAACUGUCUUACGUAGGUACUAAUCGUAGAGCAUGCGGAGAGAAUAUUCUGAAACAGUGGGAGAAUGAGAGAUGUGAGACUGCAAUGAGAUACUAUUUGAUAUGGGGGGGAGGGGGGGUUAGGGUAAGGGUGACGUGGCCUUGGGUGGGAGAGUCGAAAAACAUGUUUGUAGAGAAAUAUGUUUAAAAGAAGCGGCCUUAUGAAAAGAAACCAACUGAGCCAUAUAUAUAUAUAUAUAUAUAUAUAUAUAUAUAUAUAUAUAUAUAUAUAUAUACAAUAAAUUCACUAGAAGGGUGAGGUAAAGUGAAGGUAAGAUGAGUACACAAAUCUGAAGCAAAUAACCAUGGAAACCGGAAAAAACUCCUAGCCUUAAAAUGCUGUCUGUCUGUCGAUGUUUAUUAUGUUCAUCAUAUGAGUGCAAUUAAAAGAUUAACAUGAAAACACGCAAAAAACAUGUUCAUGUAUGCAUAGAAUGAACCGAUCCAACAUAAAUGAGGUGCUACAGUUUGCAACCCUUGUCUUUACUCGCCAUGAACAUUUCUCAGCAGCACCUGCUCAAUAAAAUGUCAUACUAGAA
Conger conger (European conger) is the source of this 3770-nucleotide messenger RNA. It is a transcript of the gene nefma, whose product is annotated as neurofilament medium chain a. Gene Ontology annotation, molecular function: structural constituent of cytoskeleton. The transcript has 3 exons. Gene Ontology annotation, biological process: neurofilament bundle assembly. Bases 138 to 2801 code for a protein of 887 amino acids. The record is from RefSeq and is a predicted model, not a curated record. NCBI's taxonomy places the organism in Eukaryota, Metazoa, Chordata, Actinopteri, Anguilliformes, Congridae. Gene Ontology annotation, cellular component: axon; intermediate filament; cytoplasm.